AUGUCGUUCAUGUCACGUGGAGUCGGAGAGCUGCGUGAUGGGUUUCGUAUUUUGCGACAACGAGCUCGAAGCCUGCGACCAGCGCGUAGGCCACACUCUUCCCUUGAAGCUCCAGUGCGCCCAUGCCCAGACAUUAUUUGCAGCCAGUGCGAAAACAGGGAUACAGCUCUUUCUGCAAAUGCACAGGUGAUGCAGCGUUCCGAUUUGUCUUCAGUGGCAUCUCACACAUCCGAUGAGCAGAGCUCGGCUCAUAGGAUUUUCCUCUCACCGCAAACAAAAAGGUGGGAGAUCACCACAAGCGUCAUCGGUAGUUCUAGCCAUCCGAACGCACUGAAAAAUCACGAGAAACGAGCUGAUUACUCUCAGACCAAGCCAGAAAUCAGAGAUACUGUGAAUGAAAGAAAGGACAAGGGCUCAUUUGAGAGAUUGAGCCCCGUGGAAGAGUGGUCGAGUGGUAGCCGAGACAGUCCUCUUCUUGAGAUGAGCCGAUACGACAACGUCCCGUGUGCUGGUUACGAGUGCACCAAGAUCGAGUCAUCAACAAAACGAUAUCCAGUUCAUUCACACUAUACGAUGAAAACGAACGGAGUAUAA
Messenger RNA from Haemonchus placei, 594 nucleotides. The record is from the annotation of a GenBank genome assembly. NCBI's taxonomy places the organism in Eukaryota, Metazoa, Nematoda, Chromadorea, Rhabditida, Trichostrongylidae.